This is a messenger RNA of Vollenhovia emeryi, 2193 nucleotides long. RefSeq lists its product as uncharacterized. Bases 1 to 2193 code for a protein of 730 amino acids. Gene Ontology annotation, molecular function: nucleic acid binding. The record is from RefSeq and is a predicted model, not a curated record. The transcript is spliced from 3 exons. Gene Ontology annotation, biological process: DNA integration. Lineage: Eukaryota; Metazoa; Arthropoda; Insecta; Hymenoptera; Formicidae.
AUGCAAAAGAUUAUUGAGGAAGAAGUUGAGAAGAUGCUUAAGGAAGGAGUGAUAAGAUCGUCGACCAGUCCCUGGAGCUCUCCUAUCGUUGUCGUUCAGAAAAAAGACGGCAGACCGCGUCUGUGUAUAGACUACAGAAAAUUGAAUAAAGUCACCCGGAAGGACGCUUACCCAUUGCCGCAAAUCAACGCGACAUUGGAUAAGUUAAGAGGGGCAAAAUACUUGUCGACAAUCGAUUUAAAGAACGGGUAUUGGCAAGUACUCCUGACACCAGAAAGUAAACCUUUAACCGCGUUUACAGUUGCGGGGAAAGGUUUAUUUGAGUUUAACGUAAUGCCUUUCGGCUUACAUUCCGCACCUGCUACAUUCCAGCGGUUACUGGACCAGGUGAUUACGCCGGAACUGUUCCCAAACGCCUUCGCAUACUUAGAUGACACCGUCAUAAUCUCAAAGACGUUUGACGAGCACCUCGAAACUUUGGAAAUUGUCUUUGAGCGACUAAGGAACGCCAAACUCAAGCCGAAUCCGGAGAAGUGCCAAUUCGCACGAUCGAAAUUAAAAUACCUCGGACACGUCGUCGAUCAUAACGGCUUGCAUGCCGAUCCAGACAAAACCGCCGCCGUACUAAAUCUCACGCCGCCCAGAAACGUUAAGGAGAUCCAGCGCUUCAUGGGAUUAAUAUCGUGGUACCGACGUUUCCUGAAAGACGUGUCCAGUGUCGCUGCCCCGUUACACCGCCUCCUGCGUAAACGAGCAAAGUGGGAAUGGUCCGAAACGCAACAAGCAGCGUUUGACGAAGUGAAGAAGCUACUGACGAAUGCUCCAAUAUUAUCCUGUCCAGAUUGGAGCCAGACAUUCGUCCUCCAGACCGAUACCAGCCAAGAAGGGCUAGGCGCAACACUUACCCAGCAGAUACGCGGAUCCGAAAGGGUGAUCGAAUAUGCCAGCCGGACACUCACCAGUUCCGAGAAGAAUUACUCGGCAACCGAACUAGAAUGCCUUGCAAUCAAGUGGGGCAUCUGGAAAUUCCGCGAUUAUUUGGAAGGUACCGAAGAGGCUCCGAUAAUCUGCUCGCCGACACGCUAUCCAGACAGCCGCUCGAAAUCUGUGCAGCGGGAGUUCCGACAUCCGACUGGUACAGCCGAAAGUACCAAGAAGGAGGAGCAUCCUGAGUUAAAUCCUGACUACCGUAUUGAGAAUGGCCAGCUCCAUCGGCACAUUCUACAUACGCUCGAUUACAACGACACUCCCGAAGCACAGCAGUGGAAAAAUUGCAUUUCCGGCGACCGGAAAGCCGAAGUUUUACAUCAAUAUCACGACGAUCCGACGGCGGGGCACUUAGGCGUGGCGAAGACCAUCGUACGCCUGGCAAAGAAUUAUUAUUGGCCUGGAAUGUUCCGGGAGGCCGCACAGUACGAUAAAUUGACUAAGUGGAUUGAGUUACCGCUAAGGAAAGCCACGGGAAGCGCAGUUGCAAAAGCUCUCCGAGAAAAAAUCCUCCUGCGCCAUGGUUGUCCGCAAAAACUAAUUACAGAUAACGGCAGGCAAUUCAUUUCAACCGAUGUAAAAACCGUCCUAGAAAAAUACAAAAUAACGCACCGUUUAACGCCGCCUUAUGCUCCUCAAUGCAAUCCUGUGGAGAGAGCAAACAAAGUAAUAAAAACCAUGAUUUCUCAAACUAUAGAGAAAUCACAGAAAAAGUGGGAUCGAUUUAUCCCAGAAUUGGCGUAUGCAUAUAACACCGCACAUUGCGAGUCGACGGGCUACACACCGGCCUAUUUAAACUACGGCCGAGAAUUACGACCGUCCGGAAGCAUAGGGCAAAAAACUGAAAACAUGGAGCAGGAGGAUCCCGAGACACGAAUCAAACAAAUGCAUGAAGCAUUAGAACUCGCAAGAGUUAAAUUGGCGCAGAGUUUCCAGCGGCAACAGCACCACUAUAAUCUCCGGCGCCGAGAUUGGAAGCCCCGAGUUGGGGAAGAAGUAUUGAAACGGACGCAUGAACUUUCCAGCAAAGCGGACGAUUUUAAAAACAAAGCUUGCAGCAAAAUACGAGGGGCCGUAUGUCAUUCACCGGGUGCGAUCGCCUGUGAUAUUCGAGUUAAAAACCACCGAUGGCAAAAAAGCCGUGUCACGCGUACACAUACGCGACCUGAAAGCGAUAAGUCAAUAAGGGGCCUGUACUUCGCUUAA